This is a messenger RNA of Beta vulgaris subsp. vulgaris (sugar beet), 1307 nucleotides long. RefSeq names its product gibberellin 2-beta-dioxygenase. Gene Ontology annotation, biological process: response to light stimulus; gibberellin catabolic process. The transcript is spliced from 4 exons. NCBI's taxonomy places the organism in Eukaryota, Viridiplantae, Streptophyta, Magnoliopsida, Caryophyllales, Amaranthaceae. Bases 193 to 1209 code for a protein of 338 amino acids. The record is from RefSeq and is a predicted model, not a curated record.
CCCACACCCCCACCCCACACCCUCCCUGCCCCCGUCUUCUUUUUCAUGCAAUAUCUUUCUCAGUUUUCACCCCAUUUGUCAAUAUAAAGCUGCAGCAACAGCAAAAACAAUCUCAUUUCUCCAUCAGUCAACUUAUCCAUCUUUUCUCUCUUCCAACUUUCAACUGCAACAUUUUUUACCAAAGAAAAAAUAAUGGUAGUUUUAUCUCAACUUGCAUUAAACCAAUUCAUAAACACAUGCAAACCAGUUAAUACCAAACUGUUCUUCCCCACAAUUCCAACUAUAGACUUAACAAAUCCUGAUGCAAAAUCAUUGAUUGUUAAGGCUUGUAAAGAAUUUGGUUUUUUUAAGGUAAUAAAUCAUGGUGUUCCACUACAAAUGAUUUCUCAACUUGAAGAUGAAACUAGUAAAUUCUUUAGCUUGCCUCAAUUUAUCAAAGAAGCUGCAGGAAUUCCUAAACCUUUUGGUUAUGGUAAUAAGAACAUUGGACCAAACGGUGACGUCGGUUGGCUGGAGUAUCUUCUUCUUUCUGCUUCACCCGAGUUUGUUUCUCAAAUUUGUCACUCCAUUUCCCCCGAAGACCCUGAUGUUUUCAGGUAUGCAAUAAUGAACUAUAUAGCAAAAAUGAAGAAAUUGGCGGUGCGAGUGUUGGAAAUGAUGGCGGAAGGGCUAAAUGUGAAAGGAGAAGACAAGAAUGUGCUAAGUAAGUUAAUAAAGAAGGAUGAAAGCGACUCAUAUUUCAGGCUAAAUCAUUAUCCACCAAAGCCUGAUGCAUUUGAAGCGUUAAAUGGUACAAAUUUGGUUGGUUUUGGAGAGCACACAGAUCCUCAGAUAAUCUCUGUACUCCGAUCAAAUAAUACAGCUGGCUUUCAAAUUUCUCUCAAAAAUGGAAAUUGGGUUUCUGUUCCACCUGAUGAUAACUCCUUUUUCAUACUUGUUGGUGACUCUUUGCAGGUGAUGACUAAUGGAAGGUUUAAGAGUGUGAAACAUAGGGUUUUCGCAGACAAUAAUAGAUCAAGAAUUUCUAUGAUCUUCUUUGCAGGCCCACCUCUACAUGAAAAAAUAGCACCUUUACCUUGCAUUAUGCAACAUGGGGAAGAAAGCUUUUACGAGGAGUUCACAUGGUAUGAAUACAAGAAAUCAGCCUACAAAUCUAGGUUGAGUGAUAAUAGACUUUUACGUUUUGUAAAGAGAGACCGCACCCGCUAAUUUCCUCCUAUAGCUACGUUGCUUAUGUAUUAUUAUAUGUAACAUAAUGAAUGGCCGCCAAGUUUCCACAUUAUAAAUAUUAUUAUCAUUUAAUUGCA